This is a messenger RNA of Saccostrea echinata, 480 nucleotides long. RefSeq names its product multiple epidermal growth factor-like domains protein 10. The transcript has 5 exons. Gene Ontology annotation, molecular function: scavenger receptor activity. The record is from RefSeq and is a predicted model, not a curated record. Bases 1 to 480 code for a protein of 159 amino acids. NCBI's taxonomy places the organism in Eukaryota, Metazoa, Mollusca, Bivalvia, Ostreida, Ostreidae.
AUGGAGAGCAUAACUUCUCAAGACUCAUGCUGUGAUGAAUAUAAGUGGGAUAAAAACUCGAAAAGGGGAGCUAUCCCUUUGGUUACUCCCUUUGGAGAAGAAUGUCGAAUGGAGUGCAAAUGUGACGAAGAACUUGUAAUCACACAACAAGAUGUAGGAAUCCAGUUUAGGCUGUUCCUCAUUUUAUUAGAUUGUUCGGAUGGCUAUUUUGGUAUUAACUGUGAAAGGAAAUGUAGAUAUCCUAAUUAUGGGGCAGGUUGCCAGGAACCUUGUCGCUGCAUGGAGGAAAUGUGUAACCAUAUAUCCGGAUGUCAGGUGUGCGCAGAUGGGUAUUUUGGCCAAAACUGCACUCUCCCUUGCCGGUUUCCGAAUUAUGGAGCAGGCUGCCAAGACGAAUGCAUUUGCCUUGAAAGAAUAUGCGAUCCUGUGACUGGAUGCAUGACUACAUGUAAUGUAUUCCGUACGAUGCAAUUAAUUUGA